Molecule: messenger RNA, 1321 nt
Organism: Cladophialophora immunda
Lineage: Eukaryota; Fungi; Ascomycota; Eurotiomycetes; Chaetothyriales; Herpotrichiellaceae
Product: 2,3-diketo-5-methylthio-1-phosphopentane phosphatase
Exons: 5
Coding region: 98-964 (288 amino acids)
Molecular function (GO): magnesium ion binding; acireductone synthase activity
Source: RefSeq, a predicted model, not a curated record
CACUUCUCAUCCCAUCAACUUUUUCUCAAUGGCAAAAGGAGCUCUGCACAUGUCGACGGGGCGAUGUUUCUGGCCCAUCUCCAAAUAAGUUGAUACAAUGGUCUCAACACGCUCAACUAAGAGGCGCUCCCGCAGCCCUGUCGCAAAGACAGUUGAGAGUCGCCCGACCAAAGUCGCUCGAAAGCGGAAACAGGCCUCAAAAAGGCCGGUCAAAUCAUUCAAGGAUGUGAAGGCCGUCCUACUAGAUAUAGAGGGCACCAUAUGCCCAAUAACAUUCGUUAAAGAUACUCUGUUCCCAUACGCCCUGAAAGCGCUCCCCGAUGUCCUCGCAUCCAAAUGGGACGACCCGACUUUCGUAUCCUACCGUGACGCCUUCCCCGAACCAGCAGCCUCAUCACCUGAAGCAUUCGAAGCCCACGUCAGAGAUCUUACUGAGCGGGAUGUAAAGAUUGCGUAUUUGAAGAAUUUACAAGGCUACCUAUGGGAGAACGGAUAUCAGACCCAUGUCUAUUCGACGCCAGUAUACCCUGAUGUAUUGAGCUUUCUGGAGAUGUGGUCUUCGCCCACCACGUCCGGGGUGGGCAACGACGCUAGCAAAGAGAUAUCUAUCUACAGUAGCGGCUCAAUCUUCGCGCAAAAGCUCUUGUUCCAACACAUCAAAGACCCUUCUUCGCCCGACGAUCCCGAGGCUGUUCUGGACAAACGUGACAUUAUCAAAGCGUGGUUUGAUACGACGAACGCGGGUCUCAAACAAGAGGCUAGCAGCUACGCGAAGAUUGCAGCAGAGCUCGGCAAAGACCCAAAGGAGAUCUUGUUCCUGAGUGAUAAUGUCAACGAGGUGCGUGCGGCAAUUCACGCGGGCAUGAAGGCGGCAGUGGUGGACAGGCCCGGAAACGCGCCCCUGUCUGACACAGAGAGGGAUGAAUUUGAAGUAUUGGAAAGCUUUGAGCAGAUUGAGCUGUGAGACCACGUGUAAGGGAAGGACAAGUCCUUCACUGGAAAGGAGCUCUCCGACAAUAGAGAAUGCGACGUACGAGCCUGGUCUUUGGAAUCUCCUCCAACCGAAUCAUUGAUCUCCUACCCGUUCACUGUCUUUCUCUAGAGUCGCCCUCGACCAAUUCCUCGAUAAAUCAUUCGCGUUGUUGCGGUCUACCUUCUUGACAUCGGCGCCUGGCAUCGUAACUGGAGGUUUGCUGAACCAGGUAGCAAGUGGCCUCUGUGGUCGAUCUGGCUGAACUCAAAUUGCAAGUUUACCGUCCUCCUAACUUGUGGUUUUACGGCUCAUCUUGUCUUUAACAGGUCCAUUCCCUUCCCAAAAGCC